AACACAAUUCUGACAAUGAAUAUAUUCACAACAGAAUCACAAGUCUACACCCAACUAUUGCAGGAGGUUACAGCAGCCACAGUCAUGCACAUGCGGGUUCUCCUCUCCACCAAAGUUGAGGGGUGGGGGCUCCGACUGGUAACUAGCGCGAUCUACCGAGGAGUUGGGAAAGCCGGUAUCGAACAGUCCAUCGCUCCUUUCAGCAGUGCUGCUGCCAAAGAUCCUGGAGCAAGUCGACGCAAGAUGGCUGGAAAACUUUCUGCUGAAGAUCGUGAAUCUGCAUUAAAGCCAUUGCUUGGUAGUGGGUGGUCCAUGGUUGAGAAGAGAGAUGCCAUCUAUAAAGAAUUUUUGUUUAAAGACUUCAAUGAGGCUUUUGGUUUCAUGUCAAGAACUGCUCUGUUAGCAGAGAAGAUGGAUCAUCAUCCUGAAUGGUUUAAUGUCUAUAACAAGGUUCAAGUAACAUUGUCCUCUCAUGAUGUGAAUGGGCUUAGUCAGAGAGACAUUAAGUUAGCAUCUUUUAUGGACAAAGCAGCUGUUACAGUCUAACUGUUGGUCAAACUUGUUAUAUGAAGAUUACUUUCUCUGCUGGGGAAGAAAAUGAUACUGAAUGUGGACAUUUUUGUAGCUUUACUAUUUGUUGACUGUUCUGUGCAAAAGCCACAAGUAUUACAUGGCAUUUCUUGUAUUUGGCCUCUAGCUUUGCUGUAUUUAAUUAAUUAAUGAUUAAAAUUAAGUUGGUCAGGA
Molecule: messenger RNA, 744 nt
Organism: Frankliniella occidentalis (western flower thrips)
Lineage: Eukaryota; Metazoa; Arthropoda; Insecta; Thysanoptera; Thripidae
Gene: Pcd
Product: probable pterin-4-alpha-carbinolamine dehydratase
Exons: 4
Coding region: 16-546 (176 amino acids)
Biological process (GO): tetrahydrobiopterin biosynthetic process
Molecular function (GO): 4-alpha-hydroxytetrahydrobiopterin dehydratase activity
Source: RefSeq, a predicted model, not a curated record